Messenger RNA from Pygocentrus nattereri (red-bellied piranha), 2738 nucleotides. It is a transcript of the gene nab2, whose product is annotated as NGFI-A binding protein 2 (EGR1 binding protein 2). The transcript is spliced from 7 exons. Gene Ontology annotation, biological process: negative regulation of DNA-templated transcription. NCBI's taxonomy places the organism in Eukaryota, Metazoa, Chordata, Actinopteri, Characiformes, Serrasalmidae. The coding region runs from base 544 to 2064 and encodes 506 amino acids. The record is from RefSeq and is a predicted model, not a curated record. Gene Ontology annotation, cellular component: nucleus. Gene Ontology annotation, molecular function: transcription coregulator activity; transcription factor binding.
CACACCCCCCACCCCCCGGUGGAGAGGCGCCUUAGCCGGGAGAGGAAAGCUCUUUUUCGGUCAGAUGGCGUGCCGCAGUCCGCCCACAGAUUUCUCGCGCCCACACCGCCAGCGAAAAGACUGUCAUUAACAAUACAGCAACACUGGCAGGCGAAGGCAGGCGAGCAGGGACUAAAAGGCUGAAAGGACCACACUUUAUGUCCUUCUAGUGCACUUCUGUAAACAUGUUAGAGCCCUUUAGCUGAAGAUUUAGCGCACACAUUUGGUCUGCGUUGCUCGUAGGUAGAGAAGAACUCGUUUCAUCACCUUUUGUGAAAUGUGAACGCUUCAUAUAAACUGCGACAGACGUAAACAUCAUACUGUAAACGGCGCACAGGCGAACACUAAAGCAGGACAGAAGGCAAAAGCGGCACAGGAAAGAAAAGGAGCCUCGAAAUUCAAGUCUUGAUUUCGUCCCAGAACCCCACGGGUCUGAUUCUGAGUUUGACUUUGACGUUAUGCUUAUGGUUGGUUCACCCUGACCAACGCUUCUAGCCACCCAGGAUGUCGCUGCCGCGGACGCUAGGUGAGUUGCAGCUGUACCGGGUCUUGCAGCGGGCCAACCUGCUGAUGUACUACGACACCUUCAUCCAGCAAGGCGGCGACGAUGUGCAGCAGCUGUGUGAGGCAGGCGAAGAGGAAUUUCUGGAGAUCAUGGCCCUGGUUGGCAUGGCGACGAAGCCCUUGCAUGUCCGCCGCCUGCAGAAGGCCCUCCGGGACUGGGCGGCCAACCCCACGGUCUUCAACCAGCCUCUGGCCGCCAACGUGGCGCCUGGAGGAAUCCCACUUUUUAAGAUAGACAGCACGAGUGCUGGAGGAACCAGUGUCCUGGGGUCAAGAAAGUCUUUAAGCAAUGGUCAGCCAGGGUCUCCUUGUGAGAGAGAAGACCAAGGAGCUUGCCUUACACCAUUACGAGACAACGGGAGCCCUAGAAGUCCAUGCUCUCAGGCUUCACCGCUGCCACCAGAUCAUUUGUAUCGGGACAAGCUGAGCCCUAUGGAGCCUCAUUGGCUUAGCCCUGACCUAGACGGAAGUGUUGGAGUGGAUGAGGACCAGCCCAGCCCCCCUUUGCCUCUUGCACUUCACUCUCGGCCUGUUGGCCUCUCAACACCGCCCACCUCUUCUUCGUCCUCUUCCUCUUCCACCGCAGCCUCUCCCUGGCCAGGCGGUCAACUGGACCCAGAGACAGUAAGAGCUGUAGCCGAGAGCGUGGACCGACUGCUCAGGACGAUGCCCCAAGCCGACCCGGGCGAGGUGAAGACUUUGCUGAGGCUCAACAAGAAGAUGGCCAAGACGGUGGGCCACAUCUUCAACCUGGACCCCCAUGACAAGAGCAAAGAGGAGGAGAUCCGCAAGUACAGCCUCAUCUACGGCCGCUUCGACUCCAAGAGGAGAGAGGGCAAGCAGCUCACCCAUCACGAGAUGAUCAUCAAUGAGGCAGCUGCCCAGUUCUGUAUCCGGGACAAUGCCCUAUUGUUAAGGCGAGUCGAGCUGUUCUCACUGGCUCGGCAGGUUGCAAGAGAAUGUGCCUACACCUCAACGCUUAAGCACACCAGGACCAACCCUGAGGACUGCACUGUGUCCACUACUGACAGUGCAGCUCCAAAAAGAAUCAAACUGGAGAUCACAGAUUCUGACAUUAUUAACCCCAUACGUGGGUUGAAAGGCUCUGAAUCAGUUUCCCACGGCAACCUCAGGUCAGCGGCCGACGACGACAGCCUGUCAGGAGAGAGUCUCGACAGUUUAACCCAAGAUGUAGGCCCACAGUUGCACCCCUCCUCAUCCCCCCGCCCCCUCACGGACACCAUUGGCCCUGUCACCUGGAGUCGCCAGCUCAUGCAACAAACGCUCAUGGACGAGGGCCUACGAUUGGCUAGAAUGGUGUCACGUGACCACGCGGGCAAGGUCAGCCUAGGUUCAGAGAAGAGACAGACUUCAGAGAUAGAGAACAGAGUGUCGGAAAGACGAGGCUUAAGCACGUCCCACAGGAGCGGAAGUCCUGGAAGCACCAAAGACGACCCAUAACCCACCACAAGCUAGAAUCUGCCUUGCUGCUCAACUCAGGUCUCACACGACUGGAACCCUCUGGAGGUUUUCACAUCCGCUUUCCCAAGACGUGUUUCAACCCAAAAUCUGUCGCAACCAAAACUACACACAGCUGUAUGCAUUCCAUUUAACAUGAGCAUUGAAGGACGUCUCCCGUAUUGUGAUUGGAUGAAUAGUUUAAGAGGAGGAAGAGGGCUGGAGGACGUUUCUUGUAAAUACAUAGAUAGCAUCCCUUUCUUUCUGUCACACCAGUAACAACAAGCAGUGCGUGUUUGCGCCUCUGAAUGACACGUUUCUCUAGUUUAAUGGCACAGUAUAGCAGUAAACCCCUUCCAUGGUGCUAAUCUUGAGUCACUUGUAGAAAAAGUGUAGAAUUAGAUUGUAAUGUGGUAAAAGUUAGCCUGCUUUUGCCUGAAUUCAAAGUACUGUUUGACCCAGUUUAAUUGUGGAUGUUAAAGAAAAUGAAUUUUAACACUAAUAUACUAACUACAAUACACAUCCGUGAACUCUUGGGAACAUUUUGUGUUAUCUUUCCGGUAGAUUGUACACCAUCAACACCACCCCGUAAUAGAAAUCAUUGUUGGCAUACUUGCAUCAGAUAAUUUAUUUUUUAAUAUUCUCAAUAAAUGGUAUUUUAUUGUUUCCUACUGUUA